Messenger RNA from Purpureocillium lilacinum, 828 nucleotides. RefSeq lists its product as uncharacterized. Lineage: Eukaryota; Fungi; Ascomycota; Sordariomycetes; Hypocreales; Ophiocordycipitaceae. The record is from RefSeq and is a predicted model, not a curated record.
AUGAAGUCUGCCUUGGCCUUCAUCGCCCUCGCGGCCGUUUCCACCGCCACUGUUGCGGAUUUCAAGGCCAUUUGGGGCCUUGAGUGUGGUUUGCCCUGCAUGAGUGACGCUGUGAUAGACAUGGGCUGCAAGGACGUGUCCGACAAGGCCUGCAUGUGCACCACGUGGGGCGAGUUCAAACUCGCCUUCAAGACGGCAAACUGUGCGCGGAAGGCAUGCGGCUGGAAGCACGAAUUCAAGUUCCAGACAUCCCUCUGGCACUAUUGCCACUCUGACGAGCUCAUCGUGCCCGCGGUGCCUGCCAUUCCCAUCCCGACUAAUACAGCCGCGCCCUGGACGCCCACGAUCGACUCCAGCACGUUCGCACCUCGCACUACGACCCCGAUCCCGGCCACGACUGAGACUGAGACUGCCGCUGCCGCUACCACCGUCACCACGACCACUUCCACCGAGACGACCGCCUUCCCCGCCUGGAACGUGAAUACCACCGCGACGACCACCACCACGACUGUUUCGGUCACCCAUACGAGCACCGACUGCACGGGCUGUCCCCCCGCGACGCCUUGGACGAUUCCAGCCGCGACUACCACCAUCACUUGCACCGAGUGCGCCGAUGGCGCUGGGCAGGAGACGGAGGCGGCACAGACAGCCACCCCGACCUGGGACAACGGCGCCGCCGGGCAGCAGACGGCCGACGACACCCCGACCUGGACGCCGGCCAAGGUGCCCGCAAACACGACUAUCCCUGCGGUGGUUACCGCUGGGGCCAACGCCGCCCGUGGCGCCGGUGCGCUUGUGGCGAUGCUGGUCGCGGCCGUGGCUCUGUAA